AUGCAGCCCGUGGCAAGCAGAGAGGGACAAAAUCAAACAACUGUUUCUGAAUUCAUACUCUUGGGAUUUGGAUAUCUCCUCAAUCUGCAGGUUGUUCUCUUCAUGCUCUUCUUAACAAUCUACUUGGCCACCAUGGCUGGGAAUCUCCUCAUUGUUUUUUUGGUUAUGGCUGUCCAACAUCUCCAUACUCCCAUGUACUUCUUCCUAGGGAACCUCUCCUUUCUUGAAUCCUGCUACAGCUCAACAAUUCUGCCCAAGAUGUUGACUGUACUUCUGACCGGUGAAAGAACUAUAUCUAUAAAAGCCUGCUUCACACAAUUUUUUAUAUUUUCUUGCUUGGGAGGUUCUGAAUGCUACCUCUUGUCUGUGAUGUCUUAUGACAGGUACUUAGCAGUAUGCAGACCAUUACAUUAUGCCACUCUAAUGAACAGUAGGCUCUGCCUGCAGUUGGCAGCUGGAUCUUGGGUUAGUGGACUCCUGGUUGGCACAGGCAUAACUGUUAGGGUAUCACAGUUAUCUUUCUGUGGUCCCAACAUCAUUGAUCAUUACUUCUGUGAUGUCAUACCAGACAUAAAAGAGAUUUCUUGCACCGACACAUACUUAGUAGAAUUGUCUGCCUUCAUAUUUGUUUGCAUUUUCACCCUGCCACCCUUUGUUCUCACAAUGGCCUCCUAUGCUUACAUCAUCACUACAAUCCUCAAAAUCCCAUCUACCACUGGAAGACAAAAGGCCUUCUCUACCUGCUCAUCUCACCUCACAGUGGUGGCCCUCUUUUAUGGAACGCUGAUGCUAGUUUAUAUGCUCCCAGGAUCAAGGAAACUCAGAUACACGAAGAAAAUAUUUUCUCUCUUCUAUACUGUCCUAACUCCCAUGGUCAAUCCCUUGAUAUACAGCUUGAGAAACAAAGAGGUGAAGGAGGCGUUGCAAAGAGUUAUUAGGAAGUUCAUAGCCUAUUCAACGUUUUAG
Zootoca vivipara (common lizard) is the source of this 966-nucleotide messenger RNA. Its product is annotated as olfactory receptor 10A7-like. Gene Ontology annotation, molecular function: G protein-coupled receptor activity; olfactory receptor activity. Gene Ontology annotation, biological process: G protein-coupled receptor signaling pathway. Lineage: Eukaryota; Metazoa; Chordata; Lepidosauria; Squamata; Lacertidae. Gene Ontology annotation, cellular component: membrane. The record is from RefSeq and is a predicted model, not a curated record.